Messenger RNA from Cynocephalus volans (Philippine flying lemur), 3142 nucleotides. RefSeq names its product DNA ligase 1 (gene LIG1). Gene Ontology annotation, biological process: DNA biosynthetic process; lagging strand elongation; DNA recombination. Gene Ontology annotation, cellular component: mitochondrion; nucleus. Gene Ontology annotation, molecular function: DNA ligase (ATP) activity; DNA binding; ATP binding. The coding region runs from base 190 to 2934 and encodes 914 amino acids. The transcript is spliced from 28 exons. NCBI's taxonomy places the organism in Eukaryota, Metazoa, Chordata, Mammalia, Dermoptera, Cynocephalidae. The record is from RefSeq and is a predicted model, not a curated record.
AGCUCGGCCCCGCCUCGUCCGCCGAAGUCUGCGCGCGAAUUCCGUGGCGCGAAUUUGGGACUGCAGCGGCUCUCCAAGCGGGUUCGAGUGUGUCGCUGUGGACAGCGGUGCGCGGGGCUGGCGCGAGAAAUAGCUGACGAGAGAAGAAAAGGAAAAGAACAGAACAGGAGGGAGAAUUCUAACACCAUCAUGCAGCGAAGUAUCAUGUCAUUUUUCCACCCCAAGAAAGAGGGUAAAGCAAGGAAACCUGAGAAGGAGACAUCCAACAGCAGCAGAGAGACGGAGCCCCUUCCAAAGGUGGCACUGAAGGAGCAGAAUGGAGUGGUGCCCGAGAGUGACUCUCCAGUGAAGAGACCAGGGAGGAAGGCGUCCCGGGUCCUAAGCAGUGAAGGGGAGGAGGAGGAUGAAGCCCUAACUCCCACCAAAGGCCAGAUGCCUGCCCCAGACUACCCCAAAGUGUCACCUCCCAGUCCUACCACAUCUCCUGAAAACAGCCCUUCCCUCUCAGAUACCUCUCCCAUGGACAUCUCCCCAUCAGGGAUCCCAAAGCGUCGCACAGCUCGGAAGCAGCUCCCAAAACGGACAAUUCAGGAUGUCCUGGAAGAGCAGAAUGAGGAUGAGGACAGAGAAGCCAAGAGGAAGAAAGAGGAGGAAGAAGCAGAGACCCCAAGAGAAAGCCCCACAGAGCCUGAAGUGGCAAAAAAGAAGGAAGCAGAAGAAGGGGACCAGCCUCCAAUGCCCCCCAAGAUAUCCAAAGCAGAGACCCAAACAGAAAGCAUUUCAGAGCCUGAGGUGGCCGUGAAGCAGGAACCACAGGAAGACGACCAGACUAAGCCUCUACACAGAACUCCCAAGAUGCUUAGCAGUUUCUUCGCCCCCCGGAAGCCGGCAAUCAAAAAGGAAGUGAAAGAAGAGGGGUCAGGUGCUCUAAGAAAGGAGGAGAUCAAAGGACCCCUGGACCCAACCAACUACAAUCCUGCCAAGAACAACUACCAUCCUGUCGAAGAUGCCUGCUGGAAACUUGGCCAAAAGGUCCCUUAUUUGGCUGUGGCCCGUACAUUUGAGAAGAUCGAAGAGGUUUCUGCUCGGCUCCAGAUGGUGGAGACACUGAGCAACUUGCUGCGCUCUGUGGUGGCCCUGUCCCCUCUAGACCUCCUCCCUGUCCUCUACCUCAGCCUCAACCGCCUUGGGCCACCCCAGCGGGGCCUGGAGUUUGGCGUUGGUGAUGGUGUCCUGCUAAAGGCAGUGGCUCAGGCCACAGGUCGGCAGCUAGAGUCGGUCCGAGCUGAGGCAGCCGAGAAGGGCGACGUGGGGCUGGUGGCCGAGAACAGUCGCAGCACUCAGAGACUCAUGCUGCCACCACCCCCCCUCACCACCUCUGGGGUCUUCGCCAAAUUCUGUGACAUCGCUGGGCUCACAGGCAGUGCUUCCAUGACCAAGAAGAUAGACAUCAUCAAAGGCCUCUUUGUGGCCUGUCGUCACUCAGAAGCCCGCUUCAUUGCCAGAUCCCUAAGUGGACGACUGCGCCUCGGGCUGGCAGAACAGUCGGUACUGGCCGCCCUUGCCCAGGCCGUGAGCCUCACGCCACCAGGCCAAGAAUUCCCCCCAGCCGUGGUGGAUGCUGGGAAGGGCAAGACGGCAGAGGCCAGAAAGACGUGGCUGGAGGAACAGAGCAUGAUCUUGAAACAGACGUUCUGUGAGGUGCCUGACCUGGACCGAAUUCUCCCUGUGCUGCUGGAGCAUGGCCUGGAACAUCUCCCAGAUCACUGCAGGCUGAGCCCAGGGGUCCCCCUGAAACCUAUGUUGGCUCAUCCCACUCGGGGUGUCAGCGAGAUCCUGAAACGCUUUGAGGAGGCAGCUUUCACCUGCGAGUAUAAAUACGAUGGGCAGAGGGCACAGAUCCAUGUACUGGAAGGCGGGGAGGUAAAGAUCUUCAGCAGGAAUCAGGAAGACAACACCGAAAAGUAUCCUGACAUCAUCAGCCGCAUCCCCAAGAUUAAACUCCCUUCAGUCACAUCCUUCAUCCUGGACACCGAAGCUGUGGCUUGGGACCAGGAAAAGAAGCAGAUUCAGCCAUUCCAAGUGCUCACCACCCGCAAACGCAAGGAGGUGGACGCAUCAGAGAUCCAGGUGCAGGUGUGUUUAUAUGCCUUCGACCUCAUCUACCUAAAUGGAGAGUCCCUGGUACGUGAGCCUCUUUCCCGGCGCAGACAGCUGCUCCGGGAGAACUUUGUGGAAACAGAGGGUGAGUUUGUCUUCGCCACCUCUCUGGACACCAAGGACACUGACCAGAUUGCUGAGUUCUUGGAGCAAUCUGUAAAAGAUUCCUGCGAGGGGCUGAUGGUGAAGACCCUGGAUGUCGAUGCCACCUACGAGAUUGCCAAGAGAUCUCACAACUGGCUCAAGCUGAAAAAGGACUACCUCGAUGGCGUUGGCGACACCCUAGACCUUGUGGUGAUCGGUGCCUAUCUGGGCCGGGGGAAGCGAGCCGGCCGGUACGGGGGUUUCCUGCUGGCCUCCUACGACAAGGACAGUGAGGAGCUGCAAGCCAUAUGCAAGCUUGGAACUGGCUUCAGCGAUGGUGAGCUGGAAGAACAUCACCAGAGCCUGCAGGCCCUGGUGCUCCCCACCCCACGCUCCUACGUGCGGGCAGAUGGUGCUGUGGCCCCCGACCACUGGCUGGACCCCAGCACUGUGUGGGAGGUGAAGUGUGCUGAUCUCUCUCUCUCCCCCAUCUACCCUGCUGCCCGGGGCCUGGUGGAUAAUGAAAAGGGGAUCUCCCUUCGUUUCCCUCGGUUUAUUCGCGUCCGGGAAGACAAGAAGCCAGAGGAGGCCACCACCAGUGCCCAGGUGGCCUAUCUGUACCGGAAGCAAAGUCAGAUUCAGAACCAACAAGGCACAGGUUUAGAGUCUGACCUUGAAGAUUUCUACUAAGCCCCUGCCCUCCCAGGGGCCUGGGGCGAAGGGCGGCAGAGGUGGAGGGAACCCAGGGAUAUUGCCUCUAUUUCUAAGCAAAUCUGGUAUUGAUGUCUACAUGGUUUUUGAGUCACAUUUGAAUAUGAGUAUGUGUGAGGGGGUGGUUUACACUGGGAUCUAGGAGUCAUUUGGUCAUUUCUCUCAAUAAAUAAUUAUCACACAUGUA